This is a messenger RNA of Bacillus rossius redtenbacheri, 5339 nucleotides long. RefSeq lists its product as uncharacterized. The transcript is spliced from 3 exons. The record is from RefSeq and is a predicted model, not a curated record. NCBI's taxonomy places the organism in Eukaryota, Metazoa, Arthropoda, Insecta, Phasmatodea, Bacillidae. Bases 236 to 538 code for a protein of 100 amino acids.
AGCCGCCGCCGAGCGACGCGGCGCUGCAGUCGCCCGACGCUGUGGCCGCCCGCGCGCAGCAGCAGUCAGCAGUCGGCGCCGCGUUGUUGGCGCGAGUCUCGUGUUUGUGCGGUGUGGCGGCGACUGCGGUGUCGACGGAACGUGUCUGCAGCCGCUUCCGACCGGGCCUUUCGGCGCAACCGAUGACAAGAGCUGCAGCGCAGAGCCGGCCGCGGCACCGCGCCAGUGAGCCGUCAUGCCCGCCGGACACUCGGAUCGGGGCGGAGCCCGCCUCAACCAGAUGGAGAACCCAUCGUUCGUGCACGACUCGGAGGGCCGCGACGCCAACAGCACGGUGGAGAUGGGCGAGAUAGAGCGGAAGGCGUUCGGCUGCCCUCAGGCGUGCGUGUCGCUGCAGAAGCAGCAGCAGCUGAAGGAGAAGCGUCUCCCCGAGAGCCCCUGGCACCACCUCAAGACCAUCUUCCUGGUGGGAACGCUGGUGCUGCUGGCCGCCUGGAUCGUCGUCUACGUCACGCUCAGCCAGACGGGCGCGCUGUGAGAGCCGGGAGUGCUUCCCGGGCGUUCCAGAACCCACAGCUUCUUUCCCCGUGCCGGGUGGACCAUGAGGCAGUCGACACAACUGUCAGGACUAACGGGCACACACACACUGGAGAACACUUUUAAGUGAUUACUUUUAUACCGAGUUCUCGCUGCCUUCCUCUCCUUUCUACAAAGGGCACCACAGACCAGGGACGUGAACUUUCUCAACGUUCCAAGAUGUGCACGCAGUGUGUGCUCCAUGACCACUCUGGGUCAUGUUGGGAAAAUUAUUGUUACUUGUGUCUGCAGUCAAUUAUAUCUACUCGGAGAUAACAGUGUAGCAAUAAGGCAGAUCAAAAUGAUGUGAGUGUUAAUAGUGAGCAAGGUUAUUUCACAAUAAUGGUAAUAGUUUUAACAUUCCUAUGUCACCAAGACAGAAAACCAAUAUUUUCUGUAAAAAAAAAAUGAAUUGAAAGACAAAAAGACACAUAGUUACUAAUACCACAGUUGUAGAUUAUUUUAAUGUUUUCAAAUCCUACUGAAGGUAGUUCUUAGUACUCUGAAACAUAUUGUACUACAAUAUAAUGCCACUCACAGUUUUCCAAUCAUUUUAUUCUAUGAAUAGUUUAACCUUGACACAUUCACCACAUUUGCAUCUCAUGCACGCCAAAUCUAUAUGGCCAGCAUAGCACCAAUUUGUUUAUUCACAAUAUCCUUUAGUUGCAGUCUAGUAUUCAGUCGUGUGCAGAGAGGAUGUAGUUUUCUGCUCCUCCACACCGAUCAAAUUUAGAUAGAUUUCCGCCCCCAGUUUUGUUCUACCGUGUCGUGAGUCGGAUAGGUUGUAAAUAUAUGAGUGUGUGACACCCAGAGGCACAGCGCCUCGUUGCCUAGCCGCGGGCCUGGCUUACUCAGUCCCAGGGUCGUAGGUCAGUGGGUGCUCCACUCCCUUCCUUUUUUGUUAGGCGAUCGUAAUAAAUCCCUAGUUCAGAAUUUUUUGUAAAAUGGCAACAAGCCAGGACAACCUCAUGGACGUCACUGCUAGUGAUCGCGCCGCGCCGGCGUUAAGAGGACUAGCAAUGAACUUGAUGACCGCGCGGCCAAAUUUCUCAGCGUAGGUCAGCAUGCAGGGUCCUCACAUGCCUCCCAGAUUCCAGAUAAUGACGUAGCAACCGCACCAACUGCUACAGCCAUGCCAGCGCCGGCAGUUGCUAGCUCCGACACCCAACCUCAGGCACAGACGGACCCACCUACAGGUCCGCUCCCAUAACGGUGUGGCAUGAUGGCCAAAGUGCCAUACGAGAGGCUGUAUGACCAACUAAUGCAAAGGAAAGUAGCAUUCAAUGCCAAAAACACACAGAGGGGUACAAUGUACUACUUCUCCUCAGUACCCAUGUACCAAGCAGGCCUUAAAGUAAUCGCAGAUUCUGGGGUCGAAUACUUUGUCACCCGCGCCCCAGAGGACAAGCCCCUAAAAUUCGUCCUCGAAGACAUACCUGCCGGCACCACCGCAUCACCAGUGACCUGCUGGCCCAACAGGUCCCUGUAAUUGUGAUACACCAAAUGUAGGAUUCAGGAAGGCUCGCCCUCAACAUGUUCCUGUUGGACGUGCCACAGGGCAGUGACGAGCAAGUGAACAACAUCAGGAAUGUUUUUGGCCUGAGGGUCCGUGUGGUUGACUACAGGCACCCAAAUGCCCCAAUGCAGUGUGGCAACUGCUGUCAGCUUGGGCAUGUAACAAAGCAAUGCCACUUUAGGGUUGCGUGCCCCCAGUGUGUGGGACCUCACAAACACCAGCAUGACUGUCCAAAUCCGCCAAAGUGUGUCAACUGUCAGCUUGGCCACAAUGCCAAAUACAAAGGCUUCCCUGAAUACCUCAAGGCCAUGGCCCGCCACCGGCCUAGGGACAGUGGUACCUCUAAUUUGAGGCAGACAAACUCAAACCCAUACCAGCAUGCUAGGCAGUCGGGCCACAGGGCCCAACAACCACAAAACUUGCCACAGAGACGACCAACCCACCAGCCUGACAAUGAUGGCUGGCAACAAGUCCGCCAUGGCAGGAGGGCCAGAAGCCUGCCAAGGGAACACCAAUGGCAAGCCCAGACCAAUGAUUCCAGGGCUUUGACGAGGAUUACCCUGAUGCUCUCGCGUGGUCCCCACGUCAGCAAAGGGGACAGAGGCAACUUAACACCAGAGCCACGUUCCACAGACAAGCAAAGCAACCGCAGCAACAGCGCAGGCAGGAACCGCGCAAACAAGGCUGACCAAACUGCAGGCUGCACUCCGGGAAAAUGCCAGGCAAACUGCACCGGUUCAGCAGCUUGCCCCGGUGCAGCAACAACCUGCCGCCAGUCGCUGCCAGCCGACGCAACCAGUCUCUGCCAGCCUUCCACUGCCGCUGCCCCCAAUGGAGGUUACGCAGGCACAGACUGAAUCCAACUUCAAGGCAUGCUCUGUGCUACAGGGCACCCUUACAAAAGUAGCCACCACACAACCUAUCCACAUGGACAUAGCCACCAAACUAGUCAACCUCCUCACAGCCUGGCUUGACACAACUGUCCCCCUAGAACUCAAGAGUCCGCCUUGCAGUUGAACUAAUCACUGCCAUGUCUGAAGUUGCCCAUGCACACACACACACUAAUCCCAUCAUCACCAUCAAGACUGUUGCCACGUGGAACGCCUGCAGUGUCCGCAACAAAACACAGGAGCUUGAGCUAUUUCUUAGAGAACACAACAUACACAUUUUAGCGCUCAUGAAACACACCUGGCAACCACAGACACAUUCAGGCUACAGGGAUACAUCAUACAUAGGAAGGAUCGUACAGCUCAGGGGGAAGGGGUUGCUCUAGCUCAACCUCACCACCAAGGACAACUCCCUCUGGAAACUCACUAAAUCCCUUUCCAAAAAGCCGGUCACUAUCCCUCCUAUCCAACUCCCGACAGGAGGCGUGGCCUACACACCCGCAGAAAAGGUGGCAGCACUGGCGGACAGUCAAGAACUCACCUUCCGACCAAACGGCCAGCCUAAUGACCCAGAGCACGAGCUACUUCUCACUGACCAAGUCAGCCAAAUCAGAAACUCGCCCCUCCUGAAGGAGCCUGUACUCACCUCUCCUGAGGAAGUGAGGCAUAAGGUCGCUCAAAAACAACAAGGCGCCUGGUAUGGACAAGAUACCGACGAUAGUCCUGAAACAACUACAGCUCUGCAGGCAAUCGCCACCUGCAUAAAUGGCAUAUUUCACACCAACACAUGGCCAACUGUGUGGAAAAAUGCCAAAGUCAUCCUACUCCCCAAACCAGGUAAAGAUCCCCGUAUCCCUAAAAGCUAUCGCCCCAUCAGCCUCCUUAACACACUGUCAAAAAUAGCAGAAAAAAUCCUCGCCAGUCGCAUCCAACAACAUCUGGAAACAAAUCAAGCUCUCCCCAACUACCAGUUCGGAUUUAGAGCGGGGGCACUCAACCACCCACCAACUUGUGAGGAUAGUUUAACAAAUAACAUUAUCUUUUGACUGGAGACAGUACACAGCUGCGACAUUUCUCAACAUAGAGAAGGCCUUCGAUCGUGUGUGGCAUGAAGGCCUACUCUAUAAACUUCAUACAGCACACAUCCCUGACACGUCCGCACACUAGACUCGUACCUACACGACCAUCACUUCCAUGCCUGCAUCCCAGUUGCCACCUCCACACGCCAUACCAUUAAGGCUGGUGUGCCACAGGGCAGUGUUUUAGGCCCCCUAUUAUUUAACAUCUAUGUGGCUGACUUCCCUGCCUCUUAUAUCUAAGGAGAGGGGUAAAUAGAUUGUGCAUACUGUGGGUUUGGUGAUGUGCUAAGGGGGUGGUGAAACCAUCUAUUGAAAAAAAAUUGUUUGCUUGGCAAUGAAAAUUCAACAGUUAUACUUAUCACGCAAUUCUGUAUAAAUUAAAUAGCUAUUGCAAAAAAAAAAUGAAACAUAAAUGUAGUGUUUUAUGUAUUAUUAUUAUAGAUUAAAAGCUAAAAAUGACAACCUCAAAGUUUACAAUGUGCUCCAAACCACAUAGUUAUCAAUGCAACUCAAACAAAUUAAUAAAAUUUGCAGCAAGAGUUGGGAUCUAACCAUCACUGGUCGGACUUACAUCAGCAACUCUAUCUUUUUCAAGAUCAAAGCCACUCUUAAUCAAAGGUAAUAAAAAUUUAAGCAACAUCAAGGAUAAAAUUAAAAAUGGAGAAGUAAUAAACUAUAGUAUUCUUAUAUUUUCCCCCUAAAAAAUUAAUUAAAACAAUUUAACUAUGACAGCACACAAUACUGUAGAACCAAAACAAGCACGAAAUCUAUCUGCAUGUUCUUAAAGAGGUUUUGUUGGCAUUUCACUCUAAGAGAAUCCAAAAGUAUUUUUAUUUAGGUAUGGUCCUUAAAAUUGUUAUAAUUUUGAAAAACAGAUUUAUAUAGAUUCAUAUAUAUCUCAAAUUUACAAUUUUAUAAAAAUAAAGAGUGUUAACUGUAACAAUUUGCCUUGCUAAAUUAUAUAUUUUAUGUGACCAGGCUAAAGCUGUUUACUACUAUUUAUAUGUGUGUUACCUUCAACAUCAGAAACAAAUUUUACAAAUACUAUAAAUGUGAAAAAUUGAAUGUUUGUUACUUAAUCAUGUUGUUACUACAGAUAGAUGAAAGUUGGAACACACAAGAGUACUUUUUAUCCCAGAAAAGUGCACAGUUCCUUUGGGAAUAGUCAUUAAAAUCCAUUGACAAAGACAACUAACUCUAAGCAGCAUAUGCUCCAUAGCAGAUUGGCAUGGUUGGUAUCAUGUGAGCAGUGUAAAAUAUUAAUAAAAAAGUAAAAAUGUA